Neoarthrinium moseri is the source of this 1005-nucleotide messenger RNA. RefSeq lists its product as uncharacterized. Gene Ontology annotation, molecular function: cellulose binding. The transcript has 3 exons. Gene Ontology annotation, biological process: carbohydrate metabolic process. The coding region runs from base 1 to 1005 and encodes 334 amino acids. The record is from RefSeq and is a predicted model, not a curated record. Gene Ontology annotation, cellular component: extracellular region. Lineage: Eukaryota; Fungi; Ascomycota; Sordariomycetes; Amphisphaeriales; Apiosporaceae.
AUGAAGGUAACUUUAUACGCCGUUCUCACAGCUCUGGCUGUCAGUGAUGUCUCGGCACACGCUAUUUUCCAGCAACUCUGGGUCGAUGGCGUCGAUAUGGGCUCUCAAUGCGUCCGUAUGCCGAAAUCCAAUAGUCCCGUGACGAAUGUCGCCGGCGCAGAUAUCAGAUGCAAUGCUGGAGGAACAUUAGGCGUCUCGGGCAAGUGUUCUGUGGCUCCGGGGUCAACAGUGACGGUUGAGAUGCACCAGCAACCCGGAGACAGGAACUGCAAGAAUGAAGCCAUCGGUGGUGCUCAUUACGGUCCGGUCAACGUAUACUUGAGCAAGGUUGACGAUGCGUCCAAGUCAGAUGGAUCAGGGUCGUUCUACAAGAUUUUCCAGAAUUCGUGGGCACCAAAGUCGGGAGGCAACUCGGCCGAUGAUGACUUCUGGGGCACGAAAGACUUGUCCAACUGUUGCGGCAGAAUGGAUGUGCCCAUUCCCGCAGACACACCGGCCGGUGAUUAUCUUCUCAGAGCCGAGGUCAUCGCUUUGCACACUGCAGGAUCCUCUGGAGGAGCCCAAUUCUACAUAUCUUGCUACCAGAUCACCGUGAAAGGGUCUGGCAAGGCGUCCGCCGCGGUACCGGCUGGGGUCAAGUUCCCAGGGGCCUUGAAGGCAAGCGACCCUGGUAUUCUCGUCAAUAUCCACUCGAAGCUGUCCACAUACGUGAACCCUGGCCCGACUGUCGUCCCUGGUGGCGAGGUGAGAACACCAGGUCUCGGUUGCACGGGGUGUGAGAAGACUUGCGCUGUUGGCAAGGGUGCCGUGGGCACUGUAGUCCAAGAUUCACCUCCAGCAGAGACUGGUGCCUCGAAUGCAGGUGGAAGUGCGUCUGGGAGUUCAGGUGUGUGUGCUCAGGCCCAGUAUCAGCAAUGCGGCGGAACUGGGUACACUGGUUGUUCGACUUGUGCGUCUGGAGCAACAUGCAAAGCACAAUCGCCUUAUUAUUCCCAAUGCAUCUAG